AUGAGUUACGACCGCGCUAUUACAGUGUUUAGCCCUGAUGGGCAUCUUUUCCAGGUUGAGUAUGCGCAGGAGGCUGUCCGCAAGGGACUGUGCGCUGUCGGUGUUCGUGGAAAAGAUAGCAUCAUCUUCGCCGUGGAGAAGAAAUCUGUGCAGAAGCUGCAGGACAGCCGCACCAUCCGCAAGAUCUACAAGGUGGAUGAACACAUUUUUCUUGCCUUCGCCGGCCUUUCUGCGGAUGCCCGCGUGCUGGUGAAUCACGCCCAACUCGAGUGCCAGCGCUUCCGACUCAACUACGAGGACGCGAUGGACGUUGAUCUUCUCGUGCGGUAUCUCGCGAAGGUGCAGCAGCGGUCCACGCAGUCGCGCGGGAGUCGGCCGUACGGCGUCUCCACCAUCGUUGGCGGCUUCACCGAGAAGGGACAGCCGCAGUUGUGGAAGACCGAUCCGUCCGGCAUGAGUUCCGCCUGGCGUGCCGUCGCCAUUGGCCGAAACGACAAGGCCGUGAUGGAGUUUAUGGAGAAGAACUACCAAGAUGAUAUGACACGCGAUCAAUGUGUGCACUUUGCAAUUAAAUCCCUUCUGGAGGCGGUGGAAAGUGGAUCGAAGAAUAUUGAACUCAUGGUGCUGGAGAACAAGAAGGCGUCGUACAUGACAGACACAGAGCUGCACAAGUUUGUUGUCGAGGUAGAGAAGGAGCGCGAGGAGGAGGCGGCAAGAAAGAAGCGUCUUGCUGAAGAAGAGUGA
This is a messenger RNA of Trypanosoma theileri, 744 nucleotides long. RefSeq names its product putative proteasome alpha 7 subunit. The record is from RefSeq and is a predicted model, not a curated record. Gene Ontology annotation, biological process: ubiquitin-dependent protein catabolic process. The transcript has a single exon. Gene Ontology annotation, cellular component: nucleus; proteasome core complex, alpha-subunit complex; proteasome core complex. Lineage: Eukaryota; Euglenozoa; Kinetoplastea; Trypanosomatida; Trypanosomatidae. Bases 1 to 744 code for a protein of 247 amino acids.